Messenger RNA from Vanessa atalanta (red admiral), 3269 nucleotides. RefSeq lists its product as uncharacterized. The transcript is spliced from 11 exons. NCBI's taxonomy places the organism in Eukaryota, Metazoa, Arthropoda, Insecta, Lepidoptera, Nymphalidae. Bases 379 to 3057 code for a protein of 892 amino acids. The record is from RefSeq and is a predicted model, not a curated record.
ACGAUCGAGAUAAUAUUUCGACUUAAUUACUUCUUUACGUGCUGAGGUGUUUAUCAACGAAUCGUGCCAGUUUAAAUACGACCCGGGCGAAGUUUUGAGGGCCUUAAAAGCUUAAUUACUUGCGAGGCGAACUGCUUUAUCGAUUGCACAUCCCUUUCGUAUCCUUUCGCGUUAAGUGUACGAGCUAGUAAUUCGAUAAGGAUCGAAAAAUGCGCGGAGAUUUUACUAUGAGUUUUUGUGACAAUGAAACGAGCGUUCGGUAUGUGAAUGCUUUUUCGCAAUGGAAAAAGGAGUGAUUGUAUAUUGAAGUGUAUUUAAAAUAGCAACAGUCAUGUAUGGGAUGUUGAAUAUUGGAUGGAAUGAAGGUAAUAAGGUGGAAUGGACAACGGUAGGCUGGAAACGGUCCCUCCAGGGACUCUACACUUGGACACUGUAAGGUCACUUCAUCAAACUGUGGUGUCUCUAAGAACCGCUCUCGAAAUAUCUAAGAACGAACUUAAAGAAUUGAAAGAAAAGUAUCAGGAACAUUCACGUUGUAUAGAAUAUGCUGACGUUAUAGAAAAACUAACUUUAGAGAAUCACAUAUUACGACGUAGAAUUAUUGACUCUGAUGAUAUAGGAAGUAAAUCUCACAAGAACACAAAUUUAGAGGUUUCUUACAGCCCCAAAGGAGACAAAAUUAACGACAGUUAUAGGAGUGAAGUUUUUAUUAAAACACAAUCGACCGAUGAAAUUGUUGAGGAUACAAAUUAUAAAACAAUUGAACUAAAAAGUUUUGAGAAAUUAGAUGAGAUAAUUGAAGAGUCCAAAUCUGCAUCAAUAGCUUCGGAUAAUACUAAUUUUCCUGUUGCUACUAGCAGUCCUAUUGAUAAUAAUUCUGAUAGUCAAAUCUUUGUUCCUAAAGAAGAAUCUGAUGUAAAUACACCUAGUUUUAAAACGAAAUUGGAAUUGUUGUCGAAAUUUGAUGUUAGGAUUACAGUAAAGACUUUGAAAGAGAGUAGUGCAAAAUCAAGUACUACGUCUGACAGUGAUUCUACGACUACGACUGAAGAAAGAAAAGAAAAAUCAACUGGAAAAGCUGCUGACUCAAAAAAGUACCAUUUCGAAGAGCAACGAGAACACUUCGAAAACUUAAGAAAUCAUAAAGGUGAUAAGAUUAAUUUUAAAUCCGUUUCUACGGAGAAUAUAAAAAUGGCCGUGCCAAAUGAAGCAGAAGUAAAAUCUAAAACUGAUAAGUUUGAUGUUCAAGUGCGCAUCACAUCCGAGGAUAAUCUCGUCGUUAAAGAAACUAUUGAGAGGUCGAGGAGAAAAGAUACGUUAAACUUGGAUGUGGACAAUUUAAGUCUUCGAUCAAUGUCGGAAGGCGAUAAUUCAGUUUUCUCUGAAGGCGGAACAACUCCGAUGGAACAGAAUACUGAACCCGAUGAUAAACAAGAUCAGGAAAACGGGAGCGGCAACGAGUCUGAGGAAGUCGACGAUAUAGAACUUAUAUUUACGACGGAUGAGUCGAAGGAUAUGAGCAAUUUGCAGGAAGAUCUCGUUUCAAUACGAGAGACUGAUCAAUGGGUUCCCGCCUCUGAUUCUACGACUCAUUCGACGCCUGUUCUGAUCAAAUUUCAUACCCUGGAUCCAGACUUUCAACCAGGAAGUGAUAUCAGUAAUAUAAGAAAAGAGAAUCAAGAAAACAGUCCAUGUUAUGCAGCAGAACCAUCGCUAAGAAUGAAAAGGGUAUCUUUGCCUAACGAUAAAGAGAUAAAACAUGUUGGAUUUAACGAGAAAGGAACUCUCGAACUGCCCGGUCGUGGAAUUCUAAAGAGUUAUGAUAAUAAGUCUGAUAAUAUGUUAUACAGACGUAGUCCAAAUACAAGUUCCAGGAGACUUGACAGUAUUGAUAGCCUAACUUGCGAAUAUAAUCGUGGACUCAGUUUUGAUAACACAAAGUCUUCGAGCUACGAAUUAGGGUCUAGUCUAGAUGUCUUACAUAGAGAGGAGAGUGUGGAUAGCUUUUAUAAGCCAAGAAUGGGACAUCGGUUUUCCGUGUUUGCAGAAACUGAUAUAUCGAAAUGUGGCAUUUCGGAGGAUGAUCUUGCAAGCAAUCUCAAUACGAGGCGUAAUACAUGCCCCAACCCUUUCCAAUAUAGACCCUUGAUGUCUCGCGCUGGAGCCCGCACGGGUUACAAAGCUGUCGGUCGUCCUCGACCAGUUGUGUACCAGGGAUUCGCCCCUCGACGCGAGAACGCUGCACAGACUGAUGUGUCCGCUCUCCCACCGAGGUGGACUUCGGAUGGCUAUUUAGCCUAUAAGAUGAACUCAACUCACCCGACGGUGGCGCCUACGCUACCACAGCGCACAAGCACCACUCGUCGGCUUACCAUUCCUGAUGCGCGGCCACCACCACCACAACGACGCACUGAUGAAGCUCGUCGAGUCCUUCUCAGUGACAUCGGAUUUACGUCCAUGGUUCCUGAGUUGUCACGCUCAGCCGAGCCGCUGUGGACACGACGAGCGGCCGGCGUUCAUGAUCCUUCUCAAUCACCCUCCAAAUAUCGCUACCGUUCUCCGUGUCUGAGCGUAGAUCGAAGCAAUGAUUGGACUCAAACAGCAAACAUCGCUUCCGUUAAAGGUGUAGCUUGGCGCGGAUCGUUACCAGACGUUCGUCGGGAUGACACUGAUGAACUUUUACAGGAGACCGAAGCUUUCCUUCGUCGCUCUAUAGAUAAUUUGCGCUCCACUUCGCUUGAAAUGGAUAGUUCCAGUGAACGAUCAGGUCACCCAUACAUCCCAGCUGAGGCAAGGCAGUUGCGUCUCGGACACGCUGUAAAACUUAUAACCCCACAGGGAAGACUUGCAGUAGGACGUGUCAGAUACGUCGGCCUCGCAGGCGGUACCGCUGCAAAUAGCGGUAUAGUUGUCGGUGCGGAGUUUUCAAUGUCUCAGUACCCAGGAAUGCCUCGUAAUGAUGGUACCUAUAAUGGAAGGCGGUAUUUCCUCACUCCGCCACAAUACACUGCUCUGUUUGUACCCUUCUCGAAGAUAGUUAUGGCGUGGGCCAACUAGACUCAUGAAGGGUGAUGGAAAUCAGGCACGAAGGACCAUUUUUAGACUUUUCAAAUAAAUGUGAAGUUCAUGUUAAUUUAUAUAAAUGUGUUGUCUUUAUACUCAUCUAUGUAGAAAGGCCUAAUUAACGCAUAUUAUGUAACAACACGACGGGAGAAUACCUGCUGGAAUUGAUGAAGGAAUGUGAAUAGAUAUAUUAAAAACGUGAUGCU